GCUAGAUAACUGUAUUUGGCUUCUUUUCCCCAAACACCAGCAGUCGUAAUGCUUAGGACUACAGUUUUUACAAUGAUAAAGUGUCUAAGGGGCAUUUAUUUUGGCACCACAGCCUGAACUAAAACAGCUGCAGCUGAAGUGUCCCAAUUCUGAUGUUUUGAAAGGAGUUUCGUUCCAAUUUCGAGGUGAGGUGAAGAUGGUGGACCGGCUUGCGAACAGCGAGGCCAACUCCAAGCGGAUCGCGGUGGUGGAGGGCUGCUUUGGCGCUGCGGGCCAGCCGCUGGCCAUCCCAGGCCGCGUGCUGAUUGGUGAGGGCGUCCUCACCAAACUCUGCCGCAAGAAGCCCAAGGCGCGCCAGUUCUUCCUCUUCAACGACAUCCUGGUCUACGGCAACAUCGUCAUCCAGAAGAAGAAGUACAACAAGCAGCACAUCAUCCCGUUGGAGAGCGUCACCAUCGACACGGUGCCGGACGAAGGCGAGCUGCGCAACGGCUGGCUCAUCAAGACACCCACCAAGUCCUUCGCCGUCUAUGCCGCCACCGCAACCGAGAAGUCGGAGUGGAUGAACCACAUAGGGAAGUGUGUGGGAGACUUGCUGCAGAAGAGCGGCAAGGCCCCGACGGGCGAGCACGCUGCCGUCUGGGUGCCCGACUCGGAGGCGACGGUGUGCAUGCGCUGCCAGAAGGUGAAGUUCACGCCAGUCAGCCGCCGCCACCACUGCAGGAAGUGCGGCUUCGUGGUUUGCGGGCCGUGCUCAGAGAAGAAGUACCUCCUGCCCAGCCAGUCGUCCAAACCCGUUCGCGUCUGCGAGUACUGCUUCGUGCAGCUGACAUCAGGAGGCCUCGCGCCGCGCUCAGACUCCAUCAGCCGGCCGGGGUCAAAAUUCAACAACCUGUCGGACGAUGAUGACGAAGACGACAGCAGUGACUGAGAAACGAACCGUCCUCCCGACGGCCUGCCUCGCCCCCAUGUCGAGGAGGAAAUACUUCUUUUCUCAUUUUGUUUCUUUCUCCUCCCAGAUGAUCGAAUCAUGCUCCGUCGUGAGAUGAAUUCCACCUCUGAGGAUUAAUUCAUUAAUUCACUUGGAUUUCCAGACUCAAACCAAAAUAUUUAAUUUUUUCCUCUAACUCCAGCAGGGAUAAAUAUUUUCCUAAACACAGUGAUUAAACAAUGAAAUGUGGAAUUAAGUGGGUGACCAGCAGAGCUCUGGGGGAAAAGUCUGACACUGACUCUCAUCGCUCUCUGCUCAGUCCUCCCCUUCUCUCUUGACUCUUAAUUAGGCUGCAAUUAGUCACUACAGAACCCAAUGGUGCUAAUGAGAAACAUCCCCUCCCCUCUGCUCUCCUCUGAAGUUAAUUUCAUCUGAGAGGCUUUUGUUUGUCUUUUUCUCAGUUUCUUUAAUUUUAUGUCCAUGAACUACACAAGGUGAUUGCUUGUAAUUUCUGCAGGGAAAAGCAAAUGCUUGGGCUCUAACCUUUUCUCUCCUCUGUCCUUCAGGUAUGACACCAAACAGGGCUUUUUUUGUAAUAGAAGUUUUGGUAUUUUUCUGCCAUAUUUUGUAAAUUUGUCUCCAGCAAAAUGUCAAGCUAAAGCAAAGAUCCCUUUUAUGAAUAACAAAAUGUAGAUAUUAUGCUAAAACCCAGAGCUUUUCUAGUUGACCUAAUAUAGUUGCUUCUGACAAAUCAGCUAAAGCUUGUCUCACAGUGAGUGUGUUUGUCUUUGCUAACACACUUUUGUGAGUUUUCUCAGCGGCCGCCCCAAAAGCUAACUCUACCUUUUGCCUAUACCGUCACGUAGUGCCUUGUAGGAAAUCGAGCUCAAUCUUCAGUAAGAAAAAGGUUAUUUGUCCAGGCUGCAGAAAAACAGGGACUUCAGGGAGUUCAAUGUGGACUUUUGUUUUCUACCAGACAACUGAAAGACACUUGAACCUGCUAUCAAUCAUAGACUCUCGAAAUUAGAAUGUGUUUGAGUUGUUAAAAAGCCAGGCGUUGGUUUUCAGAUUGAGCUGCUAAAAGGCAUUUUUUCCCACUACGUGAACUUACCGACUUGUAAUCUGCAGCUUCCCAUAACCUGAACCUGGUUCCCAUGUUUCCUCUGUGUUUUACAUACCAGAAAGGUUUGGAUAUACGUCUUUUAAAAAGACGAAAUCAGGACAAACGUUGUGAUUUUUAUUCAAAGUUUGGUAGGCGAGUGCAGUUCACAACAAUGGAAGAAGUGGGGCUAAUAUAGAUUUCCGCACCCGCUCUCUCUCUCUGUCUCUGCUUUGUACUGUCAAACCAGCUGCUCGAUUCUCUCCUGAAUCAGACGAUAAGGAGCUGAUGGCUAAGAAACUGGGGGUGGAACAGACUGCAGGAUGCACAGCAGUCAUUUCUGAGAUUUAUUUUUUCCCUCAAGAGGAAAUAAAAUAUAGCAAUGUAGCAAUUUGUCGCCCGCUACCUAAACUAGAAUUAUGCUUCUACAACACACACACCUUCCAAAUGUCAACCAUGCGUCGUGCAGACCUGCGUGUCGAGCAAGGUUGAUUGAACUCGGGUUGUAAGAAACGGAGAUGGGGGGAAAAGUAAACGUACAUACAAGUAUAAAAGAAACAGCCAGUUGAAUGUCUCCGAGCGACCCCUGUGUACAUUCGCCUAGAUGCAGCCCAGAGAAGGAUGAUUCCAGCUUUAGUGGAAAAAAUGGGUCACUACUGGAACUGUUACAUGAUCUAAAUACCAACACUACCCAAAUGUUAGUAGGAAAUUUAAUUUAAGCUAAUAACGUGCUCCCCAACACUGUGCACACAAACGACAGAAUAACAAGGCUGCAAAACACACACGUCAGAUAUUCUGAAUCAGAAAAUUGUGGCUACACGUUAAGUUACGGGUCGUUAAGUUCCUGUAGUGGCAGAGGCCUAAAUGUAGACGGUGGAAGUUUCCUCCCUCUUGGAUGGAUCUUUAUCAGAUUUUGUUAGCUUUUCCACAAAGCUGUAGGUCAGAGAGAUGCAUGAAAAGUUGGCCAGAGCUGUGAUUUAAUGUCUCCAUUUAAUUUUGAAUUCACAAGACUGUGAGCAGGAACAUGAUAUAUAAAUAACGUACUGCUUCACAGAGAGUAGAGCGCAGCAGUUAUGACGGUCUGUUUGGGUAAAGAUUCUUUUAACACUUGACUGAUACCUCCAGUGAAUGAAAUGCAAUAAUCAGGAAGAGCUGCUUGUGUUUUCUUUUCUAAUCACAUGAUCUUGUCUUGCAUCAUAGUCCGUGUAAUAACUUGCUCAGUAGUUGAAGCGCUUUGUAUUUCCUGGAAAGAUAUCAGAAAAUCAGUGCGUCGUCUGCCUGUCAGCGACUCUUCCCUGUGCUGCUCUGAGGUCAAAGGGGCCACAUCGUGUCACAAAACAAACGCACCCCUUCUGAACUCUGCUCCUCCCACCUGCUGGAGUUGUGUAACCUCAAAUGACCUUUCUCUCCGUAGUCGCUGCCAACACAAGCUAACAUGGCCGUCCUUCCCUCCUUCCUUUCUUGUGUCCUUUCUCCCUUCCUUCCUUUUUCAGUACCAGAACUUUCCUCUGAAAAGCACAGUCUACUGAUCAUGUGACAUGUAUGUGACCUAAAUCGUGUCAUCAGACACUGAACCAGGAAGUGAAAAGGCUGCUUGGGGGGGAAUUAUGGCGAACUGUAGAGAGUUUGGGUUCAGUUGCUCUGACAGAUGUUCGUGUCAUCAGUUUCAGCUGCAGUUUCUCUUCCCAGCGAUUCCUGUGAAGAGUUUCAUUCCUUUUUAAAGAGGCAAAUUUCAAAAGAACUGCAGGCAGGAGUGACUCAUGUCACACUGAAACGUGAUGACAAUCUUAAAAGUUGGCAUGGAUCAUUUUGGGGAGCCAAAAACCUUUUGAACAAAUUAGCAAAAGGUUAAUUUAUUUUUAUUUUUAAGUUGUGUAUUUGUGGUACUUUUCUUCCCAGAAUAGAUAUUUUUUAAAUUUCCCCCACGGUCAUUAGAGGGUUUCGCAGGUCCACUCAGUUCCUAGUACCCGAGACCAGGCCCAGGACUCGGAUACCACUGGGAUAGUCAGUCCUGGUCCAAAUUAUAUUAAGUUUAAUUGGGUCAAGAAGGGUCCUGUUGUCUCGCUGCAUGUCUUGGGUCACUAUUUAAAGGGCAAUACACACCGGCAGCAUCUUAACGUGGGUUGAUCUGCGUCAUAUUGUCAGAACACACACUACUGGUCGACGCACCUCAACUCUCCAAAAAAAAGCAGCAGUUUGAUCACAUUUGGACACAUCCAGCUACUGUACAGCACAGCUGGUGUGCGAUACGUUCAUCAAACGGCACGUGUCAAAUUCAUAUAUGUGGCACUACCGAAAUCACUCCCUAUUUACUCUAUAGUGCACUACAUUUACCGUCCACCAUUUAAUCGAGUGUCCGAAAUCUGAGUGAAUACAUUUCUUCUCUAUAAACGGCCCUCAGAGAGUCCCACAGUGCAGCAGUAAAAGUACUUUCUGCUAACAGUCCCACAAUGUAAUGUCGCGUUUUAUAGAUGCAAAAAUAAACAUCCGUGUGACACAAAAUCAGGAUGAUUUCCAUCUUGAUUUUCCAUUUACUGCCCAUCAGAGUAAACUGUUGAGUGUCUAUUAUAAAGGGAGAAGUGAGUGAGUGAACGUGGGAGUGAUCUUGUGUACACCAGGUGUGUAGCAGCAACUGCCGUCCUCCGUCCUUGUCUUCACUGCAUGCAUCCAGUCACAUCACUGCUGUGAAGCCUAAAAAAUCUGCGUAGUUACAAGUCCGAACAAAAUGGACUUGAAGUCUUACCGACUGGAUCCGAGCAGCGUCUCACUCAGCUCAGAUCAUGUGUUGUGUCCUCAUCAUCACAGGAGGAAAAAUGUGUUAUUUGAGGCAGAUGGAGAGUGUGAACUGUGAACACGGCUGCUCGUUAAGUGGUGGCGCAUCAUGAUGCUGCCAGUGUUGGUGUUCUCGGUUUGUUGGACGAGGUCUGACGUCCCUUUCGGAUCAGGUCUCUAACCAAUUAAUGCACGUUAGGUUUUGGUAGGUUUCCACACAGCAGUUUUGGUAUUUUUUUAAAAUUUUUGGACCUGUGAAGCCCUCUGUUAAUCACCGUUACUUUGUCUCAAGUUUGCCUCAGUUAAAAACCGAGGAGCCGAAGUGCUUCAGGAACAGAACAGGUGUCGGAAUGAAACUCUUCACAGGUGCAUUGUAAUAUAAAACAGUAAAAGUGAUGCGAUGUCUCGGGGCACAUUUUGGAGACUUGAGUUCAUCACUGGAAACAGGAACCAUCUAAUUUCACCUUUACCUGAGAUCAAAUGGGGAAAAAAUAAGUUUAGCUUCAUCUAAUAGAAGCUGAACAGCUCAACCUUUACAAGUGACACUUCAGAUGUUUAUCUACAUUUUGACUAUAAACAGUCGAAGCAUUAUCUUUGUACAGUCUGUUAUUUGCAUGUUUGACGAGGUUAUAGCGAUAAGCGACGCCCCGUCUGAACUGCAACUCAAAGCAGCAGAACGGGGAGAAGAAAGGGAUUAUUUUCUUUUUAUUUCUUUUGAUUUUACAGAUUUUAGUCGCUGUUAAUGUUUCUGUUGCUGCAGUUAAAGCAACCUAAGUGAUUAGAGAAAUGAACAUGUUAAUGAUCACUAACCAGCUGUCCUUUAUACUCACUGCGGCCGAGAUGCUGAUGGAGGAGACGACUUCGCCGUCAAAUGCAGAAGCACAAAGUCCGGCCUCAGGUCUGCUGUGGAUUGCACUUAACAAAGUUGGCACAUUGACUUUGACCCAGGUUGAGUUAUUACUUCAUACUGUCUGAUCAACAGCGACUCUGUUGGAUGUUUUAAAAUGAAUCUUCAUGUUGUUUUAAUCCUGUUGAUUUGUACAUUUUGUACAGAUGUGUUUUGGGUUUUUUUGUUGUUGUUGUUGUUGUACAGUUAUGAUCAGUUCUGAAAUAACGCUGUUUCAGGUCUCCCUGUGCUCAGCCCUCCUCCUCCUCCUCCUGUCAAUCACAUCUCAGCAGCAUCUGCAGCUUUUUCAAGGUGAAAAACUGUCUUCGUACAGCGGUCACAGCAACAGGUUGACACUCUGAUGAUGUUUACCAGCCAACCACAUCUGCAUUUGAAUGAUCCCUGUUCCUCUGGGAGGUCAGCGACAGCAGCUGGCAGGCAUUCAGUGUGUUUACAUGCACUUAAGUAACCAGCUUACUGUCAACUUUCGCCAGUAAGCUGAUUUGUUAAACGUCACGUAAACAAGAACUGGUUUCUGUAAUCAGGGUAGGGGAAAGGAGAAACCGGAUUUUCCCAUGGUAGACUUCUGGAGAAACUGGGUUUCUAAUCGGCUUUUUACAUGAACCCAUGUGCAGGACAAAGACUUCACAGGGAAAGUCUGAAUAAGUCAUUUUUACAGUUAAACAUAUGACUAUUUGUUAAAUUCAGACACUCUAGCUCAGUCCCACAUACACUGUAGUACCCUGGUUUCUCUCGGGUAAUCUGGUUUCUUGAGUGCACCUAAACGCAACAUUUGUCUCCCCACAGUUGAGCGAUCCUGCUGCAAUCUGAAAUACCAAAAAACCCUGCAGACGUUGGCUGGUAGACAAACAGAAACAGAAUUUCACACAUUCCUGGUGUUGUUAUUUUAUUUUCCAGCGUGGAUCUGUUCUGACAGAUUAUAGAUUGAUUACUUUAACGAAGCUGAUUUGUAGCAACAAAGCUUUGAUAAGAAAAUGUAAAGAAAUCAUAUUUAAUUGCUUUGAUUUUUUUUUUUUUUUAAAUAGCUGAGUGGCAAAACUUCCCUUCGGCGCUCAGAGUUGACAUAAUUGUUCUUCAAACGUCAGUUUAUUUCUGCCGUCUUUUGAAAUGAUGUUUUCCUCCUUUCUUUUGAAUGAUCAAGCCUCUGCUGCAUUCACUCGAUCCUCAUCAACUCCUUAGGUUCUGAAAUAAUCACUGCGAGAUAUUUCCCGGUGUGUUUGCGUCCAGGUGUUCAUGGAUCACUGCUGAAUAAAUACACAUGAACUACUGUGGGUUAAUAAAUAGGUUAAAACCAGACCGUUUGUUCUCGUUAGCAGCUGUUCAUCACCACAUUUAGGCUGUUAAACUCAUUGGCUGUAUGUCAUUAUGACAGAUAAGUGGAAGUUAUAUAGAUAUAUUGAGCAUUAACCAUCAUGUGUUGAAGUUAAGUCACAAUUCAGAGACCUGAGAUGUUUAUCAGUAAGAUUUAACUGCAUCCAGUCUAAUCAUCUUGCUUGUACGGCCGACUGGUGAUGCUUUUUCACGCCCUGUGCAGAUGCACCACAGCACAGAGCUGCAUCACAGCUGUCAGCAUUUUCACACGUUUUCUCUCCACCCAAUAUCCAGCGAGGAGUUAAGACUCUGUGUUGCCAGCUGUAGUCACACACAGGAGGUAAAAACACGCUGGCACCAAGCUCUUACGGCUCUGCUUCGAUGUCAUUGUGAUAAACUUUGACAUUUCUGAAUUAACAGGAUGAUGAGGAUCACUCUGAAUGUGCUACACAGUAAAUUUCAACAGUGUGAAAACAGUGGAGACAACAAAUGUGAUUGGCUGUUGUCAUGUUGGAAAUAAUAGUUUGUGGGUGGGGGGAAACCCUCAAGGGUUACCUUUUUUCUAGAGCUUUCAACUGCAUCUCACAGUUGCAAGCUCUAUCUGUGAGAGAUCCAUCUGCUGAGAAAUACUAACUCCUGCUUGUUGAAAGCUCCAGAAAAAGCUUGUAAGUGGACCUUGAGUUAGGAUUUUUAUGUUUUUCAUAAUUGUUGCUCGCAGUCUGAACACACAGCAGCCGAUGAGUGAGAUGGACGAGACUCGACUACGUUCUCGGGCGUGACUUAAUUAAAGAGAAGCUGCAGAUCCUGAGAUUUGAAAAAAGAAAAAACUGGUGAGGAAACAAAAUGAGAGGAGACGUCUUGGGGAAACUGAAGGAGAGAUCAUUGUGUUUUGGUUUUGUUGUGCGAGCCGCUCACUUCUGUCUCAUGGGUUUUUAAUGUUCUCUCUCUGUUGCUAUGUGAUGGUGUCAUUUUCCUUAAUUCUUUUUAAAAGCUUCUAAAAAAGGGCUUCAACCAGAAUGUAACCCAGCAUAUCAUUGUUGAAUACUAAUUCCUUCAGAAACCUUUGAGUUUAUAUUAUAUAUAAAUAAUGUAUUGCUUAAAGCCGGA
Siniperca chuatsi (mandarin fish) is the source of this 8127-nucleotide messenger RNA. RefSeq names its product pleckstrin homology domain containing, family F (with FYVE domain) member 2 (gene plekhf2). Lineage: Eukaryota; Metazoa; Chordata; Actinopteri; Centrarchiformes; Sinipercidae. The record is from RefSeq and is a predicted model, not a curated record. The coding region runs from base 197 to 931 and encodes 244 amino acids. The transcript has 2 exons. Gene Ontology annotation, molecular function: metal ion binding; phosphatidylinositol binding.